AUGUCCUCGACCUCGCCCCCGACUUCUUGUACUAAUCGCUUGCGCCGCGUCACCUCGUGGGCGGAGAGGCCGUCCGCGAGGUCCUCGGCCAGCGCCUCGAGCGCGUGCUCGAGGUCGCCGCGCGCGGACGCGAGCUCCGGCGACGAGGAGCUGUGGGUUAGGCUGCGGAUCCGCAGGUACGAGGCGAAGAGCGGUACCAAUAUGGGGCCGAUCAAGCCUUUGCCAUACCCAGAUUGUUGGGAUAGUACGGAAGCAUAUGUCGAACAGCUCCUGAAGUUUGCAACAACGUCACACACUUUUCAGGUAUUGUGUGGAGGCGUACAUAUCUUAGAUUUCUUCACAAAUGAGCCUGGGCUUUUUCAGGGAAUCAUACCAAAAGAUUGGCAACCUUAUAUCCUACAAUGCGAACCUAUGAGGUUUCUGGAUCUUCUCAUGAGAGAUGACUUGGACAAAAUCCAAGACCCUCAGCCACCCGAAAGUUUGCUGAAAUAUAUUAAAGAUAUACGGAGGUUUUCGUUGGCACGCGAGUUUUCCUCGAAGGAGAAGCUUCCUAAGCUGACGCGCCUGGUGUCGGUCGGGAUGAAACCGAAGAAAGUGCACGAAGUGAGCAACUUCGCAAAGUACGUGGACACACUUGCCAGUAAUAUUUCCACCGAAUAUCAAAGAGAGGUUACGCAUUUCGUUGAUUUCGGAAGCGGCCAGAAUUAUCUAGGAAGAGCGUUAGCGAGCUCUCCUUAUAACAAGCAGAUUGUAGCAGUGGAAGGUCGAGAGCACAAUAUAGUGGGCGCAAAGGAGCUUGAUAUGCGCGCAGGAAUCUCCGAGAAGCGAAGAGUUAUCCGGAACAAGAAACUGUGGAUGCAGAAGCUCAAUGGUACAACCCCCGAAGACCAAUUAGAAUUACAAGGGGCUUCUGAUCCCGCCAAAGAUCUAGGCGGGUACGUACCUGAUUUUAGACCUCGAAGUGAGGUUGGAACGAUAUACGUGCCCGAAGAGGGAAAAGGCUUCAUAAGAUACAUUGAAGGGAGACUAGAAUCAGGAGAUCUGACAGAUGUUAUCAACCAACUUGAACGGGAGCCCCUUGCCGUGGAGAAAGGACGGGGCGAUCCUAGCCUGAUGGCUAUUUCUAUUCAUUCCUGUGGCAACCUGUCACACCAUGGUAUACGGUCUUUAAUUCUCAACCCGAGAGUCCAAGCUAUUGCUAUCGUCGGCUGCUGCUACAACCUGAUGACGGAAAAGCUAGGGCCUCCUACAUACAAAACUCCAUAUAUGAGGCCAAGUCUUCAGGCUCUUAACGGCCGGGUGGUAAGGGAAUCUGAGAGACGUGACCCACAUGGGUUCCCGAUGAGUGAUCGCCUCUGCAACUACAACGGUGUUGGACUUCGGCUUAAUAUUACGGCUCGGAUGAUGGCAUGUCAGGCACCGCAAAAUUGGACCGAAGCUGAGAGUGAUGCCUUCUUCACAAGACACUUCUAUCGCGCCGUUCUACAAAAAAUGUUUCUUGAUAGAGGUGUCAUCACCAAGGUUUAUCACAACGACGAACUCGCGGAUGAUGGCAAUCCGCCGCAGAGCCCGUUCAACAUGAGUACCAACCCGGUCAUUAUCGGCUCUCUCCGGAAGUCAUGUUAUAAGACAUUCGGGUCAUACGUGAGAGGGGCGAUUAAUAAGCUGACUACAAAUUCGGAGUAUCACGAAUACUGCGACAUAAUUAGUGAGAAAAUGAUUGACGUCACGGAUGAGGAAAUUGCGAGAUAUGAGGAGUCGUACGGUCCGCGCAAGCGGGAACUCAGUGCCAUCUGGAGCCUCAUGGCUUUUAGUGCUAUGGUUACCGAAUCCCUAAUAGUGACCGACAGGUGGCUGUUUCUCCGGCAACAUCCAAACCUAGUACAAGAUAGCUGGGUAGAGACAGUAUUCGAUUAUCGCGAAAGUCCUCGGAACCUGGUUGUGGUUGGAGUCAAACGCCCAAUCUCUUGA
Messenger RNA from Annulohypoxylon truncatum, 1971 nucleotides. RefSeq names its product methyltransferase domain-containing protein. The record is from RefSeq and is a predicted model, not a curated record. The transcript is spliced from 3 exons. Lineage: Eukaryota; Fungi; Ascomycota; Sordariomycetes; Xylariales; Hypoxylaceae. Bases 1 to 1971 code for a protein of 656 amino acids.